Zasmidium cellare ATCC 36951 is the source of this 1257-nucleotide messenger RNA. RefSeq lists its product as uncharacterized. The transcript has 2 exons. The record is from RefSeq and is a predicted model, not a curated record. NCBI's taxonomy places the organism in Eukaryota, Fungi, Ascomycota, Dothideomycetes, Mycosphaerellales, Mycosphaerellaceae. Bases 1 to 1257 code for a protein of 418 amino acids.
AUGGCCGAAACCAUCGGCGCCGUCGCCGCGAUUGUGGCAUUGGCUCAGACUGCCUUUGAGUCUUCCGUGUCCUUGUACCAGGCGGUCAAGAGCUUCCAAAGCCACAAUUCACGGGUGAGGGAUCUCGGACUGGAAAUCAGCGCUCUUUGCGAAGUCCUCAGAGCCCUCGGCGAGCACAUCAAGGAGACCAAGGUGCACAUCUCGGGCCUUGAGGUACCUCUGCAACAGUGCACCAAUGUCUGCGCUGACUUCCGCAACGAACUGGCCAAGUGCUCAGCCCAUUCCACCGCAACGCGGACGAGCUUCCGGGACUGGGCGAAACUGAGAUACAUGGGCGAGGACAUUGACGGCUUCCGGCGUCUGAUCUCAAGCUACAAACUCACCAUGACCAUCGCUCUCAAUGAUGCAAAUCUUCAAGCUUCUGCUGAGACCGCAGAAAGCGUGGAAACUUAUCACGACCUGAUUCAGACCACGCAGGAAGACCUUCGGGAGCGGCUCCAGGGCAUGGACGAGAAACUGGACCAUCUCCUGGGAAGCAACGCCACACUCUCUGGGGCCGAUGCUCAGGAGGUUAGACUCAUCCAAGGUGAACGCCUAAGCGCCGAGAAAUGCCUGCAGAUUUGUGCCGACCUAUCCAGCCACAUUGCACAACUCCAACGUAGAGCCCAACGCUCCAUGCCAACGGAUGAGACAACCACGGCUACUGCGCCCGAGAAAAUCUACAGCGACGGUCUGCAAGAAUGCGCAGAGAGCUUGGCUCGGACUGCCGAAAAGAUUGCGGGCUGCGAAAGCGAGCUGUUCGAUCGAUUGAUAGACACAGCCCAAGCAGCUGAUCUUUCCGACAACGAUCGUGCCUCCUUUUCAAGAUUACGCGACGAGCUCAAUGCGAUGCGAGAAAGCAUGGCAAUUUGUGCGAAAGCGCAGGAGCAUCUUCGGGAGGAGGUGGCCACCAUUGACAACUAUGCCACGGGCGAUGCGAUUCAGCUCAUGGUCUCCAUUAACAAUAAACCAAUACACGGCAAGAAUCGUGGGCUCGGCUGGAGGACCAGACAACUUGGGGGAUAUGUGGAUAAGGAUGCUGUGCGAGACGCCAUCAAGUCCUUCUCCAAUAUUCCUAUUCCAGAUCCAGAAGGUUACGCCCAGCCUCCAGCCGAGAGCGGGCACGUUGUUGUCAACGAUGCGGGAACAGCCAAGGAUACGUCUGCGUUCAGUGGAGAGGGUUACAGUCUCGCAUCACGGGCCGCCCCAUCGGACUAG